CCCCAGUGGCACUGCCCCUCCCUUUCCCCACUUGAGAGGAGGCAGGGUUGGCAUGCUGGCCCCGGGGUGGCCGGAGCUGCCCUGACCUAGCCCAGGGCCUGGGCAGCACCAGCAAUGUCAGCCUCAAGGCCCAAUCCCACAGCUGCUCAGAAUGGGACCUUUGGGCAGGGAGCCGUGGUUCCUGGCUUUGGAGGAGACGACACAGCUCAGGGCAGCCCCCUCAGCCCCUGGGGCGCCUACAGAGGCCAGGUGUGGGCAGUGCCUCUGACCUGGCCAACUAUGUCUCCGUGGGACUGGAGAGCCCCUCAUGCGCGGUGCCAGCUCCUGGAAGUUUGGAGCAAGGAACCCCAGGCUGCACUUGCCUGCAACCCCCAGGCACUGACCCCGAGGUUCCUGUGAGGCCUGAGCCACCAGGCAACCUGGAAAACCUGCUGCCCCGCCCAGCAUCCUUCCCCACGGCAGCGCGGGCAAAGGGCAAGGCUGUCACACCAGGGCCAGCCCUGCCACAUCCAGCCCGGACCCUACACCAGUGUCCCUCUGCCAGGAGGACCCGCUACCACAUCACUGUCACCCUCCAGGGGCACCGGCAGGCACCUGGGGAGGUGGGUGGGGAACCUAAACCGGCCCAACCAGCUCUCCACCCCUGCGGCCCUGAGGAAUCCAGGGGCUGGCAGGAUCCUCCCCAGGGGCCCCGCCCCGUCACGGGGUGCCCGACAGACCUGCCCCCGGAGCCCCGGCUGAGCGCCCCGACGCAUCAAGAGGCCACAGCCCAGCAACAGGAGCGCUGGGCCCACUGGACGCCCGGGUCCCCACACAGACAGGAGCUGAAGCGCAGGGAGCUGAGGACACCUCAGGACAGGUUGCUGGGGCCCAACAUGGAGGAGGCAUGCGGGCCCCCGGCUCAGGCUGAGGCCCCAGUGGUGAGCACCAUGCUGAUGUGGCGGCGGCCGCCCCCUGCCCAAGAAGAGAUGAAACACCGUUUUCACAAGGUGUCCCUGGUGUCGGGGGAGCAGACAGAAGGCCCCUGGGGGGAGAUGUUUGAGUACAGCCACUGUCAAGAGGAAGUCAAUGGCUUUGCAACACGGGAAGAAACGACUGUAAAUUACCAGGGACCCCGGGAUGGGUCCAGCUCCAAGAGCUGUCAGAGCCAUGGGCCCAUCUUUUCUAAGAAGUACACGCUACUCCCUAAGGAGAAAAGGCCAGUGGGAAGGCUGAAGGAGGCCGUAGGCCAGGGUGAUGGCAGCCCCCCAGAGCCCAGGACUGAGCCAACACACCCGGGAGCCGUGGCCAGGACUGAGAUUUUGGUGCCCCUGCCUGGGGCCCGUGAGCCAAGCCCCCACCCAGGUGUCAGUCUCAUCAGCGGGAGCCCCCGGAUCCUUGAGGAACGUCGGGUGACACGCACCGUGCAGACCACCGUGAUGGUGGGAGGGCAUGUGGAGCGACGGGUGAACAGCUCUGUGACCAUGGGGCCGGUGCCGUCGGGUGAGGCCCUGCCGAGGGGCCGCAAUGUUGUUCGCGCCAUACGGGCGGUGGUGGUGAACCCCCAGGCUGAGGGCUCACCAAGCCGCAGUCAAGCCCGGGAGCUGCUAAGUAGCCUUGUGCCUGCUGAGCGUAGCCCCCCUGCCAGCCGGCUUCCCAGGCCCGUGGCUGUUGUGCCAAGGAGUCCGGGUCUGGGCGGCGGCACAGGGGUUGUGGGCUCAGGGCAGCUCCCUGAGACAGAGAUGGCAGAGCCAAAGGACAAACCUGCUGUGGUCCCUGCACGCAUCCCAGAGGAUGUUCACCCACCUCAGAACCAGGAUGUCCCUGCAGCUCACCCAGACCAAGCCCAGAGCAGAGCCCCAGAUUCCAGAGCCCAUGGGGUCCUAAGGGUGCAGGGAGCCUCCAGCCCCACCCAGCCCCCUCUCCAGAUUUCUCAGGGCCAUGCACUGUCACCCUCCUCUCCCAGACGCCAGACCCCUACCCCCUCCCUGGACCCAGUCCGCCCCCCAGAGCAGCCUGCAGUGCCCACUCACCCCAGGACCCAGCUCACUGUCAAGCCCAGGGGACCCCUGGCCCUGCCCUCUGUAAAAAGGGAAGGGUUCACAGAUCCCUCUCCCGCCACCAUCCUGCCCGAGGUGAAGAGCGAGGUGGUUGUUACAGUCCCUGGACAGCCUCUUCCUCCAUCCUCUACAAGAAGGAAGGCAGUGCCAAGCUCAGGAGGGCUUUCUGCUCCACCCUCCCCAAGGAAUAAGUUUGUUCAGGACUCUGAAAAUGUCCCUAUCUUCUCCCUCAACCAGGAAGAGGUAGCGCAGGGCCCUGGUGUCCAGGCUGACCCAUCCCCCACCCAGAAGGAGGUUGUGCAGGGCCCUGGUGCUCCUGCCGCCUCAUCCCCCAAGCCAACCAAGGUUGUCCAGGUCCCAGAAGGCAGCCCUAGCACCCAAAAAGAGGCUGUCCACAGUACUAACGGCGGCCUUGCUUCUUCUCUCAGCAAGGACAAGGCUGUUCGAGGCCUGACUGCUUCCACUAUCCCAUCACCCCAAAAGGAAGAGGCUGUUGAGGGCUCUGAAGUGAGCCCCAUCUCUUCUCCCACCCAAAAAGAGGUUGUCCAGGGUUCUGGUGCUUUUGCUGCCCCAUCUCCCACCCAGAAAGUGGCCAUCCAGGAUGCUGCUCCUCUCCCUGCCCCCUCCUCAGGGGGCAAGGUGUCCCCCAGCCCAGGAGGCCCACCUGCUCCAGCGCUGAUGGGAGUAGAGGCCGGCCUGGAGUCCCAGCUUGUCCCUGACUCCACCGAGGGCAAGAUGCUCCCAGAGACAUCCAGGGAGGAGGAGCUGGCCCUGGCUGCUGACCUGGAGAUUUUCCUGGACACUCUGCGGGGCAUGGAGCCCCCCGAGAUCCUCCGCACCCACCGGCUGCCACGAGCCCCCCGCUCCUCCUACCUGGCUAUGUAUGCUACGCUGCCCGCCAUCGAGGAGGACCAGCCCGGACCAGGGGUGCUGGCACCCAGCCCCCAGGAGGCACCCACACUAGAAGAGAAAGAGGGGGAGGAAGAGGGGGAGGAAGAACCAGAGAACCCCUACCUAAGCGACGAUGAGAAGCUCCAACGCAGACAGGAGAAAGCCAGGUCCAGCCCCUCCUGGGACUCUCGCCCUGCGAGGCCCCCCCAGGUCUCUUGUUCUCCUCUGGAGAUGAUGAAGAAACAUGUAGCAGAUGCCAAGGGCCCCCACCUAGAGCUGGGGCCAGAGUGGCAAGCAGGGGGCAGGCCCCCUUCCCGUCUUGGAGGCAGCCUUCUCUUCGGUGGUCUGGUGCCCACCACGCAGGAGGCCCCCGCCUCGGAACCACUGGGCACAAAACUAUCUGCUUUGCCACCCCACAUGACACCAGGGCUCAGGAAGGUGCCAGGACAGCUGCCCCUGCUGUGCAGCGAAAGGCCACUGUUGGAGAAGCCUGCUUGUGCCCGGCCCCUGGAGGGGUGGAGCCCAGCAUUGAAGACCCAGGGCAAGCCGAACAUCAGGCCUGGAAAGAUGAUCCUCUUCUCAGAGCCUGCCUGCCAAGGCAGCAGCAGGGAGGUCUGGGAAGACAUUGCCGACACCUCUGGCUGGGCCCGCAUGGCCUCCAUAAGGGUGGUUCGAGGCUGCUGGAUGCUCUACGAAGAGCCAGAGUUCCGGGGCCGGAAGCUGGUCGUGCCUGAAGGAGAUGCGGAUUUAGCAGUCUCGGGGCCAGCAUGGAGCACCCAAGGCAUUGGCUCCCUGAGGCGGGUUGUCUGCGACUACAUUAGCCCAGAGAUCAUCUUGUACUCUGAAGAGGGCCUCAAGGGGGAGCAAGUGAAGCUAACGGAUGCCUUGGAGGACUCCCAGGACCCGGAGAGGCCCCUGCAGGUGGCAUCUGCCACUGUCUCUGCAGGACUGUGGUUGCUGUACCCCAAACCCUUCUUUGAAGACACUCCCUGCAUCCUGGAGCCUGGAGAGUACCCCACCUCAGAGGCCUGGGGUACAUCAGACCCCAGGGUGGGCUCCUUGAAGCCCAUGCGACUGGGCUGCCCGAGUGUGGAGAAGCCAGGGGAGCCCAAGGUUGUGGUUUAUGAGGCCACAGGCUUUCAGGGCCAGAGCUGGGAAGUGAGCAGAGACAUCUACAACCUUCAGCAGCCAGAGGACUGCCAGAGCCCCCACCUGGCCUCUGUGGGGUCCCUGCGAGUUCUUGGGGGCUGCUGGGUGGGCUACCAGAAGGCAGGCUUCCGGGGCCACCAGUAUCUGCUGGAGGAGGGGGAGUAUGCUGAUUGGUCACACUGGGGAGGCUUUGACGAGAGGCUGACCUCCCUGCGGGUCAUCCGGACGGACUUUGGGGAGCCGGCCGUGGUGCUGUUUGAGGCCAUGGACUUCGAGGGGCAUGGCGUGGAGGUGAGAGAGGCAUUGCCGGACGUGGAGCUGGCGCGACACGGCCCCCACACGCAGGCCAUCCACGUGCUCAGCGGCGUGUGGGUGGCCUAUCAGAAGGUGGGCUUCUCCGGGGAGCAGUACGUGCUAGAGAAGGGCGUGUACCGCAACUGCGAUGACUGGGGCGCGGGCAACAGCGCCCUCGCCUCGCUGCAGCCGAUCCUGCAGGUCGGCGAGCACAAUCUGCACUUUGUCUCAAAGAUUCAGCUUUUCUCCGGCCCCGACUUCCUGGGCGACCACAUCUCCUUCGAGGAUGACCAGACCUCCCUGCCCGCCUGCUUCCAGGUCCAGUCUUGCCGUGUCCACGGGGGCAGCUGGAUCCUGUUUGAUGAGAAGAACUUCGAGGGUGACCAACACAUUCUCUCCGAGGGCGAGUUCCCCACUCUCACAGCCAUGGGCUGCCUAGCCUCCACAGUCCUGGGCUCUCUCCAGAAGGUACCCCUGCACUUUUCAGAGCCCUCCAUUUUUCUGUAUGGACUGGAGUGCUUUGAGGGGAAGGAGAUCGAGCUGGACAGGGAGGUGCGCAGCCUGCAAGCCGAGGGCUUCAACAACCACGUGCUGUCCGUGCGGAUCAGGGGGGGCGUCUGGGUGCUGUGUGAGCACAGUGACUUCCGGGGCCGCCAGUGGCUGGCGGGCAGCUGCGAAAUCACCAGCUGGCUGACAUACAGCGGAACGCAGAGGGUGGGUUCCCUCUACCCCAUCAAGCAGCGCCGGGUUUAUUUCCGCCUCUGGAAUGCCGCACUGAGGGGAUUCCUGGCGGUGCCAGACCACGUGGAGGACAUGAAGGCAGGCCGUGUGGUGGUCUCCGAGCCCCAAGCGGGAGGCAGCUCCGUCUGGUACUACGAGCGUGGGCUGCUGAAGAACCAGGUGGCCCCUACCAUGAGCCUGCAGGUGAUCGGGCCCCCCAGCACAGGCUCCAAGGCGGUGCUGUGGGCUGAGAGCCGCCUGCCCCGCCAGACGUGGAGCAUCAGUGAAUCGGGCCACAUCUGCAGCCAGAUGUUUGAAGGCCGGAUCCUAGAUGUGAAAGGCGGCCGGGGCUAUGACCAGGACCAUGCGGUGCUGUGGGAGCUGGCCAAGGACCGGGCGUCCCAGAUCUGGACCAUCCAUGUGCUCUGACCGCCCCGUUCCCCAGCCCUGGAGGCUUUCCCUGGGAUGGAAUGUUUUUAUAGGUUUUUUGUUGUUGUUGUAACAUAAAGCUGUUUUCUAAUAUGC
Molecule: messenger RNA, 5618 nt
Organism: Callorhinus ursinus (northern fur seal)
Lineage: Eukaryota; Metazoa; Chordata; Mammalia; Carnivora; Otariidae
Gene: CRYBG2
Product: crystallin beta-gamma domain containing 2
Source: RefSeq, a predicted model, not a curated record